CGUUGGGAAGCCGCUGCAGCCGCUGUUCUAGCAGCCCCGUCGCUUCCAGCUUACAGCCGGUGCGGAGCAGAGUGGGGGACUGCCCGGUGUCCGUCCCGGCCCGCUGAAAGUCACCAUGCCCUCCACCUCUGCCUCGGGCUCGGCCGGCCGCCCCGCGCCCGACUACUGGAUCGACGGCUCUAACAAGGACACCCUGACACACUACUUCGAUCUGGAGUCCGAGCUGGGACGUGGGGCUACAUCCAUUGUCUACAGAUGCAGGCAGAAAGGGACCCAGAAACAUUACGCCAUCAAAAAGUUGAAGAAGACAAUAGACAAGAAAAUUGUUCGUACGGAAAUUGGAGUUCUUCUUCGCCUCUCACAUCCCAACAUUAUAAAACUGAAGGAGAUAUUUGAGACCCCUACAGAUAUCAGCCUUGUUCUGGAAUUGGUCACAGGUGGAGAACUAUUUGACAGGAUUGUGGAAAAGGGUUAUUACAGUGAACGAGAUGCUGCUGAUGCUGUUAAACAGAUCCUGGAAGCGGUUGCAUACCUGCAUGCAAAUGGGAUUGUGCAUCGUGAUUUGAAGCCAGAAAAUCUGCUCUAUGCAACACCAGCCCCAGAUGCACCACUGAAAAUAGCUGAUUUUGGGCUUUCCAAGAUUGUGGAGGAUCAGGUGACCAUGAAGACAGUUUGUGGAACUCCAGGGUACUGCGCACCAGAGAUACUACGAGGAUGUGCCUAUGGCCCCGAAGUGGACAUGUGGUCUCUAGGGAUCAUCACCUACAUUCUACUUUGUGGCUUUGAACCAUUUUAUGAUGAAAGGGGAGAUCAGUACAUAUAUAAGAGAACCCUGAACUGUGAAUAUGACUUUGUGUCCCCCUGGUGGGAUGAUGUGUCUCUGAAUGCCAAGGAUUUAGUUAAAAAGUUAAUUGUUUUAGAUCCCAAGAAACGCCUCACCACUCUACAGGCUUUGCAGCAUCCAUGGGUCACAGGAAAAGCAACAAAUUUUGCACACAUGGACAACGCACAAAAGAAGCUUCAAGAAUUCAAUGCCCGGCGUAAACUUAAGGCUGCAGUAAAAGCUGUUGUGGCAUCAACUCGUCUUGGCAGCGCCAGCAGUCACAGCGCUCAUGACAGCAACAAGCCCAGCUGUAGUGCAUCUCCUAUCCGUGACAGCAAGCCUGAAGAGAAAUCAACUCAGGAAGCAGAAGCAGCUCCAGAAGAAAUGUCUUAAGUCAACGCACUCCCUUAUUACAGCUGAGAUCUGUCAUUUCAUACACCAGCUAACUUGUCAUUCAGCAGGACAGAUUUGUAAGCUUGACCUCUCUGGUUCUGAUUUGGGGUGCUAAAUGCACUGCUGGUGAUUCUACCUUCAAUGCAUGUGACUACUUAUGAAAAUAAUAAACUGUUCCAUAAGGCAUGUCAAGAAAACCGUGUUAUUUGCAGUAAUGCUGGCAGGCAAAAAUAUGGGGAUGAAUAACUACCUACCAUGAUAUGUAUAUUUCAUAUACAUCUCUACAGUGUUUCUAGAUGUUGUUUGAAACAAAUACUAUUUAAUUCAGUUUAUGGAAGUAAGUGUCUUCUGUACGUCAUGAUUUUCUUUGAACUGCUUCCUUCCAUAUUCAUAAUCCUAUAGUAGGCAAAAUGGAAGGAAAUACCAAACCAGUGCUUUUAAAAAAUGUUGUAUGAAAUAAUGCUUUUUACCUGUAAAAUUUAAAAAGUAUUUGGGGAUUUAUAUGCAAGAAACAUUCCACUAUUUCUGGGAAGAAACUAGAAUAUUAGUUCUGCUGGGCAUGAAAAUGUAUGUUCCUCAAGCUUCUGUUGAGAAUGCCUUACUCUGAAUUUUCGUGUUUAUAUACAACACUUUAAUGACAACCAAAAUUACUCAGCUUCCUGCUAUUUCAUUCUCUAGUAAAGCAUUAGCCAAACAAAAUGACAGAGAAAUGGGGGAUUAAAGUAAAUUUUUGGAAUACUGUUGCAUUUAUUUGUGACUUUCUAAACUGUGCAGCUAGAAAACAUUUUUGUAGGGCCUUUGAGAAUAAUCUGCAAUUAUACAAAUUUUAAAUGCUUGAAGGAAGCUAUUCCACAAUGUAGUGAUUUUGCUCUGGGGAACCACUCUGGGAGACAGUUAGUGUUAUCUGCCUGCUUCCUAGAUAAUUUAACAUCACAAGUAACCAGUUUCCACUAGUCAGUGCAACUAGUCCAAAUUUUCCUGAGAAAGGACCUCUCAUGCAAAAUGCUCCACAAGCACAGAUCGUUCAUCCACUUAGAGCUCCUGUGUCUGAAGCUACAAGCUCUGUGCAUGCAGCAGCUUGCAAAAUUAGUAUCAGUCUCUUCAGCUGUCUUGAUCUUUGUUUGAAUGUGACCAGUAGAAAUUGAGAAACUAUCAAGCAUCAAGUAUUUAUGACUGUUUACAUUUCUUUGAUAUCACUUUGAUAGCAUGGGGAUUUCAUGUUAUUGCUAUAUUACAGAAGUGGCAAAAGGAACCUGAUGUACAACAUUGUCAUUUGUGUUUAUUAAACUUUCUGUACUAAUAGUGACCUACAUCCCUUAUACACUCAAGAUUCCUCUUUUGUUCUGUUUUUGUUUUAAGGUAGGCCUUGCACAACUUGCCUUCAAAAGGUUUACCAGCUGCAAAAGUCACUGAUAAAACAUUCAGUAGCUACAUUUCCUGAAGAAGUUAAAAUAAA
Molecule: messenger RNA, 2672 nt
Organism: Lagopus leucura (white-tailed ptarmigan)
Lineage: Eukaryota; Metazoa; Chordata; Aves; Galliformes; Phasianidae
Gene: CAMK4
Product: calcium/calmodulin dependent protein kinase IV
Exons: 11
Coding region: 116-1216 (366 amino acids)
Biological process (GO): protein phosphorylation
Molecular function (GO): ATP binding; calmodulin binding; calcium/calmodulin-dependent protein kinase activity
Source: RefSeq, a predicted model, not a curated record